AGUCCGAAAUUCCCUGGUUGUAGUCUUGCCGACCACCAACAAAUACUCUGAUCACUGCUGGGCCGGUUUGGUCGAUGAUGAUGAAUCCGUGAGCGAAUGUAAACAAAAUUGGUCAUCUCGAAAUAUUUAAUGCAUUUAUUUAGCUUACUCUAGUCGUGCUUGAUCGUGCAAAUUCACUAACGACACGUCGCUUUGAUUUGAUAGUUUGGCUAGCUGAGGAUCAGCUGGCUUUUGCGUCGUUAGUCAUCCAGAUACAUGAUGGCCACUAGUGCCAAAAGGCCAUCACUAGGGGCGGUAGCUCCACGUAAGAAAACUAGCCCCAAACCUGAACUUACCGAGGAACAGCGGCAGGAGAUCAGAGAGGCCUUUGAGCUCUUUGAUACAGAAGGCUCUGGCCAUAUAGAUGUAAAGGAACUGAAGGUGGCCAUGAGAGCCCUAGGGUUUGAGCCCAAGAAGGAGGAGAUCAAGAAGAUGAUCACAGAAGUGGAUAAGGAAGGCACCGGAAAAAUCUCUUUCAAUGAUUUUCUCUCCGUUAUGACUCAGAAAAUGGCUGAGAAGGAUUCUAAGGAGGAAAUCCUUAAAGCUUUCCGACUGUUUGAUGAUGACGAGACGGGUAAAAUAUCAUUUCGCAACCUCAAGAGAGUGGCCAAAGAACUGGGAGAGAACCUCACAGAUGAGGAACUGCAGGAGAUGAUUGAUGAAGCAGACAGAGAUGGAGAUGGGGAGGUGAACCAGCAAGAAUUCUUUCGCAUCAUGAAGAAAACCAGCUUGUACUAAUAGGCUGAAUCAGUAUCUUCAGUGGCUGGGGCAGGGGGUAUAUAGUAUCACUAGUUCCCCGUACUCACUACACCUGUCCCAUGCACUGAGGCCGUUUACAAAUGAUAUCAUUCCAAAUAAUGAAAACAGACAUUCCCAUUCAAAACUCAUCAGUUAUUUAUGGCUUCAUCACAUUUCAUCACAUUUACUGUUUACCAAAUGCUGUCAAUGUCAUGGGAAGCUCUGCUUGAAAUACAUUGUGGUUCAAUAUAUACACCUAUUCAUUUGAUAACAUUGCGCCAACAAUAUGUGCCAUGACCUGGGGGGGAUUCCCAGUAUGUGGUUUAGUGACAUACCUGGGAAAGUUACUGUAACUCAGAGUAAGUACUAAACCUCCCAAAAGAAGAGCCCAGUGGCUUUGUUUUGCUAGGAGAACAAAGCCAUAUGGCUCGUCUAUUAGGAGGUUUACCACUUACUUUUAAGUUGACAUUUCCAGGUGUAUCACUGAACCACAUUGGAACACUCCUCAGUUUUACUCGAUGGUUAAUGUUUAAAAAGAAAAGCACAGCUGUGUCAUUGCCAUCAGACAUUGUACCCAGAAAGAAAUUUAGGUCAAGCACCAAAAUCCUACAGUGCCUACAUCUGCUUUGAAACAAAAGAAAGCCUACCUGUUGAUCCUAAACACAACCAUAGAUCUCUCAUACCAUUCCUGAUGUUUCCAAACAUAUUUAAGUAUCAUAAUAAAAUUACAGAAGAUAGUUAUAUUAUAUUAGAUAUAGAACUUUUUUCUCUUACUGAAUUUUGAUCGCUUGAAACUGCAAUUUUGCUUGCCAUUGUGUGUUCAGGGAGUAAGCUCUGUAUUUUUAAGGCUGAUCUUGUCUUUGUGCCUGAGUCCUGACAGAGGGUGUCUGUAAGCUUCAGGGAGGCCCCCAUAUCUCCUGCCCCUGCCUCUAAAUACUGUAAUCUAUAACCUGGCGUGAACUUGUGUCUGUAUUUUCUGAUUUGUACUGGAUAUUAUUCUGCCCUCUUUGUAUUUGUACACCUUUGCCCUUGAGUACUGAAUGUUUUGUAUUUGACUGCAUAUGCAGUUAGAAUUAUUUCAGGUAUAAAUAUAGUUGUCACUUGAGCAGUUA
Molecule: messenger RNA, 1889 nt
Organism: Clupea harengus (Atlantic herring)
Lineage: Eukaryota; Metazoa; Chordata; Actinopteri; Clupeiformes; Clupeidae
Gene: cetn2
Product: centrin 2
Molecular function (GO): calcium ion binding
Source: RefSeq, a predicted model, not a curated record